AGAACGAGCGGACCCGGAAGGACAGAGCCUGUCAGAAGGACGGAGCCGUGCAGUGCGGGAACUGUGGUGAGCUAGCUCGGGAAAGAUGCUGACCAAUAUCUCUAAUGUGCUGAGAGCUUGCGCCCAGAGAAAUGGGGCUGCAGCGGUCAUAUCAGCACGCACCUAUGCUGACUUCACUACCCAGGCUACCUUUGAAAUAAAGAAAUGUGACGUCCACAGGCUGGAUGAGGCCCCGGCCACUCAGGUGGUCAUGACUCGCGAUGAGGGUCUGCAGUACUACCGCAUCAUGCAGACAAUGAGACGUAUGGAGCUGAAGGCAGAUCAGCUGUAUAAGCAGAAGAUCAUCAGAGGAUUUUGCCACUUGUAUGACGGCCAGGAAGCCUGUGCAGUUGGUAUUGAAGCAUCAAUUAAUUUGACAGACCACCUGAUCACUGCGUACCGUGCCCACGGCUACACUUACACAAGAGGAGGGACCGUGAAGGAGAUCAUGGCUGAGCUCACUGGCAGAAGAGGAGGUAUCGCUAAGGGCAAGGGAGGCUCUAUGCACAUGUACUGUAAAAACUUCUACGGAGGAAAUGGAAUUGUUGGAGCUCAGGUUCCCCUUGGUGCUGGCGUAGCUCUGGCCUGCAAAUAUCAGGGCAAUAAUGAGCUGUGUGUCUGUCUCUAUGGUGACGGUGCUGCCAACCAGGGUCAGAUCUUUGAAACCUACAAUAUGGCAGCACUUUGGAAGUUGCCCGUCAUCUUCAUCUGUGAGAACAACAGGUAUGGCAUGGGCACAUCAGUGGAGCGAGCUGCCGCCAGCACAGACUACUUCAAGAGAGGAGAGUUCAUUCCUGGUCUCCGGGUGGAUGGGAUGGAUGUUCUGUGUGUUCGGGAAGCAACCAGGUUUGCAGCCGAUCACUGCCGCUCUGGAAAGGGUCCCAUCCUCAUGGAACUUCAGACCUACCGCUAUCACGGACACAGUAUGAGCGAUCCUGGUGUCAGCUACCGCACACGUGAGGAGAUCCAGGAGGUCCGCAGUAAGAGUGACCCCAUCUCCAUGCUGAAGGAUCGCAUGCUCAGCAACAACAUGGCCAGCGUGGAGGAGCUCAAGGAAAUCGAUGUGGAGGUGAGGAAGGAAAUUGAAGAUGCUGCUCAGUUUGCCACCACAGAUCCUGAACCCCCACUGGAAGAACUGUGCAACCACAUCUUUUACAACAAUCCACCAAUUGAGGUGCGCGGCACGCACCCAUGGUCCAAGCUAAAGUCUCUUAGUUAAAGUUUUUUUCAUCACAUCAUCCAUACUAUAAUAUAUUGACCCCCUUCACAUAUACGCACACAUCAUUCAAUGUUUCAGAAACUAGUGCCUCCGAUCCAAAGCUUAAAGCAUCAGCAAGUAAUUAAAUUAAAUUAAAUUAAAUUUCAGAGCUGUUUAUUUCAACAGCUGGGGCCAUAUUCACAAAGAUGUUCUGAGAAUCAAAUUAGCAAAGAUUGUUAAGAGCAUUAAAUGGUUAAAUCCUUUGUUUCAGUGUUAUUUGUCUUGCAGUCCCUCCUCUUUACAUUUUGUUUGUCCAUGUCUGAAUUCAGACACAGUCAGAUAUCAGGGCUCAUUAUUAUAUCUUUAAGAAGAGCCAUUUACUGACAUUAGCUUUUUAUACAUCCUGAAAAGCUUUCAUCUUCCAUAGUCUUGAACGUUGUUUUUUUUUUUCUUUUUGCUUAAUAAAUUGUUCAUUAAAUUCCCAGAAACACAAAGCCUUUCAGAGGGAAAUAUAAAUCAGACGGACAUGGCAGUAAGUUUUGGUGCUCAAAACAACUUCAAGUGCCAUUGCGUUGUGACAAUGAGCAUUCAUUUUAUGUUUAGUAAUAUUAAUCACCCUCCAAGACAUUAGUGGGUUAUUUAAAGUCUUCAUUCCUCUCAUGUAUGAAGUAAAAUUGUAAAUUCAUUUCAGGGGGAAGCUCCAGGAAUUACUUAAGCUUCUGUAUUUCUUAACAUUAAGCACUUAACUUGAACUUCAGAAGAUUUUGUGAAUCUGGCCCUAAGUGAAUAAGUUUAGCAGAUUCUAAAUUUGCUUGUUUGAUGUUUAUCUCGGGUCGUUUUUGAGGUGUAAUUAAGCAAAUGUUCAUUCAAGACUCUUCAUCUCAAAAAGAGACUGUCUGACCUGUAAAAAUGGCUUUGUACUCUUUAUACUUAAGUGUACAUGAUAAAUAAUUCAAUUUGAGUCGAUCAAUUCUUUUUUUUUUAACCUCUUGUUACAAAGACAUCAUAAAAGACAGCAGGGUAAACGCUGUUGUUAUUAUCAACAUUCUCAAAAUGUCUCCCUGUUUUUCUUUCUAUAUACUGUAUGUAAGAAAGAGUAAAGAAUACCAAGGUUUGAAAUAUUUUUAAUUUAUCUUGCCAAACCAAACGCGUGCCUGGCAAAUUUAGUGUUGUUUAGAAGAUGAAUGUUUUUUUUUGUCGCACUCCAAGCUGAGCAGGUGAUUCUAUGCAUCUAAAAGUGAGAUGUGUGAAGACAGAUGUUCACAGAGUGCGUUUACAUACAUAUGGUUACGUUGCAGAUACUCAGGUGCCGGUAUGAAUUUCUUGGCACAAACAUUAACAGCUCAUUUACAUGUAUUUGGAGAAGCUCUUAUUCCAUUUCUGAUGUACAUAUGUAAGAAUAUGUAUUAUUCAAAAUGACCACAGUCGUAACCAUUGGUAAAUGUACACGUUAUGACUUCGAAUCUGAGUGGAUACAUCAGCUAAGCUUCGUUAUUCCAGUUUUCCAAAUCUAGGAGAGAUGUUGGGUUAAGUGUUGUUGGUUGUGUAGCUCAGAAGGUGGCACAAAAAUCAACUAUAACUCAAAUGUACAGGGAUACGUGAACAUUUUGAAUUUCAGUCUGUUUUCUUUUCUGUCAAUUUCUUGAACACACUAUUGUGACAAAACUAACAUCUCAAGUAGCAAUAGAAAAAACAACCUGCAUAUCAGCAUGAAUUGCUAGCAGUGAGCUGCCAUGUUUGUCUUCACACACAAUUAGUGUCCAUACAUUUUGUAAUAAUCCUUGUCACCCUCUAAAGGGUACCAGAAGGGAAGGGUCUUUUCUCUGUAAAGUGAAAAGUUUUUAUUUAACUAAGAAAACAGACUAACAUUUAAAAUGUCAGUACCUGUCUUAAUACAACUGAAAAUGCCUACAGUGAGUAUUUGUAGUAAACUGUUACAUUGAGAGUGGCAGACGGCAAAAGGCAACAUGGAAAAACUGGUUCUAUGUGUGAUCCUCUGUAAUAAAAAGACUGUAAGGUA
Messenger RNA from Toxotes jaculatrix (banded archerfish), 3257 nucleotides. RefSeq names its product pyruvate dehydrogenase E1 subunit alpha 1a (gene pdha1a). Gene Ontology annotation, cellular component: intracellular membrane-bounded organelle. NCBI's taxonomy places the organism in Eukaryota, Metazoa, Chordata, Actinopteri, Toxotidae. The transcript is spliced from 11 exons. The coding region runs from base 86 to 1258 and encodes 390 amino acids. Gene Ontology annotation, molecular function: pyruvate dehydrogenase (acetyl-transferring) activity. Gene Ontology annotation, biological process: pyruvate decarboxylation to acetyl-CoA. The record is from RefSeq and is a predicted model, not a curated record.